Messenger RNA from Acyrthosiphon pisum (pea aphid), 378 nucleotides. Its product is annotated as tigger transposable element-derived protein 4-like. Gene Ontology annotation, cellular component: nucleus. Gene Ontology annotation, molecular function: DNA binding. The transcript has a single exon. The record is from RefSeq and is a predicted model, not a curated record. Lineage: Eukaryota; Metazoa; Arthropoda; Insecta; Hemiptera; Aphididae. The coding region runs from base 1 to 336 and encodes 111 amino acids.
AUGUCUCUCUUGGAUUACCCGUUUCGUCAAAGACACAAUAUCGUUUUUGGAAAAAUAAGCGGAGAAUCGUCAAGCGUUCCUGUUGGUGUUUCGGAAAAUUGGCUGGAAUACGUUUGGCUUAAUUUGCGUAAAAAUUAUGCAGAUUGUGACAUUUAUAACGCUGAUGAAACUGGAUUGUUUUAUCGUCUAACACCGUCUCAAACAUUACGUUUUAAAGGGAAAACAUGCAGUGGUGGUAAAUUAUCUAAAGAGCGACUCACAAUUCUUGUAACCUUUAAUAUGACUGGUUCUUACAAACAAAAAUUGUUAGUAAUUGGAAAAUACAUGAUUUUUUAAUGUAAAUUAUAUAUAGGAAAUUUAAAGAAAAUACACACAGUU